Dovyalis caffra is the source of this 210-nucleotide messenger RNA. Lineage: Eukaryota; Viridiplantae; Streptophyta; Magnoliopsida; Malpighiales; Salicaceae. The record is from the annotation of a GenBank genome assembly.
AUGAGUUUCAGUUCAGCUAGUGCUGGAGCACAGAACCAGCUUUGUGGCAUGGGUGGGAUCUCUUCAGAUUUUAUAUCUCAACUGAUAGGAAAGUCCUAUUGUUCUGUCCUUCGCCAGAAAAUUGAAGAGAUUAAUGCUGAUGAUGAUUCAGAUGAAGAUGGAAAGGACAAUGUGCACAAAGUUGAGGAUUGUAUACAAGGAUGGAAUUAG